AUGGAGGGAGGAAACUUCGGCUACCCUCAAGACUAUUUCGACCGCUUCAUGCAAAGCCAAGACUCGUCUGUGGUGAACAAGUUCCAGCAGAGGUACUGGAAGACCAAACAGACGUUCAUCAAGGUCACGGGGAAGAAAGAGGACGAACACGUGGUGGCGUCAGAUGCGGAUCUGGACGGCAAGCUGGAGGUUUUCCACUCCGUCCAGAGAACAUGCAUGGAGCUGCUAAAGGUCAUCGAGCAGUACCAGAGGAGGAUCUGCUUUCUCUCCCAAGAGGAGAACGAGCUGGGUCGUUUCCUGCGCUCCCAGGGCUCGCAGGAUAAAACCAGGGCUGGAAAGAUCAUGCAGGCCACAGGGAAAGCCCUCUGCUUCUCCUCCCAACAAAGAUUGGCUCUGAGGAACCCUCUGUGCCGCUUGUACCAGGAGGUGGAAACGUUUCGCUACCGAGCGAUCUCGGACACGUGGCUGACGGUGAACCGGAUGGAGCAGUCCAGGACCGAAUACCGCGGGGCGCUGCUUUGGAUGAAGGAUGUGUCACAGGAGCUGGAUCCAGAUACUCACAAACAGAUGGAGAAGUUUCGCAAGGUUCAGGCCCAGGUGCGCACGACCAAAACAAGCUUUGACAAACUGAAGAAUGAUGUCUGCCAAAAGGUGGACCUGCUGGGAGCCAGUCGCUGCAACCUGCUCUCUCACGUUCUAACCACAUAUCAGACGACACUUUUGCACUUCUGGGAGAAGACAUCCCACACUAUGGCGGCCAUUCACGAGAGCUUCAAGGGCUGUCAGCAUUAUGAGUUCUCCGCUCUUAAGACUUUACAAGGCCCCAUGGACAAGCUGGCUAAGAAGAAAGGGAAGAAGAGAAUGAAAGCAGAGGCCGGAGAUGGAAAGAAAGCCGAGACCACAGACGACCAACUCAUCUCACUAGAAUAUGAAAACACCAGCGAUAUGACCGGAGGAGGUAAAAUACAACAAUAUGUUCUCUCUGCAUAUCCAGAGUUAGAGGGAGAGGAUAAGGACAGCAUGGCCUUACUGAAUGAGAUCCUGGGCAGCAUGUCUGUGGAUGAGGGAGACUUCUCUCGAGAGUGGACGGAAGUGUUUGGAGACACUGAUGAAGGAAUGAUCGCAGCGUUGGGUAAACCGGCGGAGGCCCAGCAGAAGGAAAACUCCUACUUUCUACCAUCUCAUCUGUUGGACCAGAGCUUGAAUAAUCAACAGUCUUCCCUCUCAGAUUGGGCCAGCGUCGCUCCACAGGCCGCCGCCGCCGUGGCCACGGAGAAGGAUCCCUCAUCUGGAGCCAAUCAGAACCCUUCUAAACCGGCAGCGAAAGAGAAAGCCGGGACGUCCAAAGACCUCUCGGCGUGGUUCAACCUGUUUGCCGAUCUGGACCCCCUCUCCAAUCCCGAUGCGGUCGGCAAAACGGGCCGAGAGCACGAACUUCACAACGCAUAG
Messenger RNA from Anoplopoma fimbria (sablefish), 1449 nucleotides. It is a transcript of the gene ica1, whose product is annotated as islet cell autoantigen 1. The record is from RefSeq and is a predicted model, not a curated record. NCBI's taxonomy places the organism in Eukaryota, Metazoa, Chordata, Actinopteri, Perciformes, Anoplopomatidae. The coding region runs from base 1 to 1449 and encodes 482 amino acids. Gene Ontology annotation, biological process: regulation of transport. Gene Ontology annotation, cellular component: Golgi apparatus. Gene Ontology annotation, molecular function: protein domain specific binding. The transcript is spliced from 12 exons.